Conger conger (European conger) is the source of this 1572-nucleotide messenger RNA. RefSeq names its product inhibitor of growth protein 2-like. Gene Ontology annotation, biological process: positive regulation of DNA-templated transcription. The transcript has 2 exons. Gene Ontology annotation, cellular component: nucleus. Bases 172 to 990 code for a protein of 272 amino acids. NCBI's taxonomy places the organism in Eukaryota, Metazoa, Chordata, Actinopteri, Anguilliformes, Congridae. The record is from RefSeq and is a predicted model, not a curated record.
UUUGAAGUGAAUUGCAGUUACUAGUCCGGCCGAUUGAGCUGCACGAAAAGAAUAGACAACUAGGUGUAGCAGUGAUAUCGUAGACAUAUUAUUCCCCUUGAAUGUGUUUUCUUAGACCAUUCAUUUUCUCUCCGCGUAGUGUGUCGAUCUGCUUAAUGCAUUGCCAUCACAAUGUUGGGACAUCAUCAUCCAAACGUGGAAAAAACACAACUGGUCAGCUAUGUGGAGGAUUAUCUUGAAUGUGUGGAGUCUUUGCCUUUGGACAUACAGAGGAAUGUUUCAUUGUUGCGGGAAAUUGAUACAAAGUAUCAAGAGGUGCUGAAGGAGGUCGAUCAUGUGUAUGAGAAGUACAAGAAGGAGACGGACGGCGGCCAGAAGAAGCGGCUGCAGGUCCAGCUCCAGCGCGCGCUCAUCAGCAGCCAGGAGCUGGGCGAUGAGAAGAUCCACGUGGUGACGCAGAUGAUGGAGCUGGUGGAGAACCGCGCGCGUCAGAUGGACUCCCACUCGCAGUGUUUCCAGGAGCCGGCGGAGCCCGAGAAGAUCGUGGAGAAGGUGAAGCAGGACGUCGUGCCCCCGGAGCGCUCAUCGGCCCGCCGACCGCGUCGCCAGCGCAACAGCGAGAGCCGCGACUCCUGCCACACGACCAACGGCGUGGACGAGCAGGGCGAGGAGCCGCCGCCCAAGGAGAAGAAGUCCAAGUCGGCCAAGAAGAAGAAGCGCUCCAAAGCUAAGCAGGAGCGCGAGAUGUCGCCGGUGGAGUUCACCAUCGACCCCAACGAGCCCACUUAUUGCCUCUGCGACCAGGUUUCCUACGGGGAGAUGAUAGGCUGCGACAACGAACAGUGUCCUAUCGAGUGGUUCCACUUUUCAUGCGUUGGACUUACCUAUAAGCCCAAGGGGAAGUGGUACUGUCCUAAGUGCAGAGGGGACAGUGAAAAGACAAUGGACAAAAGUAUUGAAAAAACUAAAAAAGAUCGGAGGUCUAGGUAGUGGACUGAUUUUUUUUUCUUUUUUUUUUUUCUUUUCCAACAGUUAUAUGGUCGAUAAAACAAUCUUGUCUGAGAGGCUAUGCAAUCUAUUGCGUUAACACAAUACUGAAAUGAUCAGAUAUGGUCAAUUUGUUGCUGCAUCCAUUCAAAACAAACAACAUGAUCAUAAGAAGGUGCUGUGACAACACUGGUAUAUUGCAUAGAUUGCCAGCUGACCUCUAUUCUUGUAAGAAAAACAAGAAAAGCAUCGUAAGUCCUACAGUUUAAAGUCACCUCUAUCAGACACAAACGUAGAAAUGCACUUGGGAAGUCUCAUUUGGCAUUAAGUUUCUGAACUGAAAUUAAUGGUUUACUUUACUUUCAUUGUGGGGAAUGCAUUCUUUUCUAGUUUGUGUCUAAUACAGAUCCGUGAACACAUUACUUUUGAUAUAUAUAUUUUUUGUGUGUUUGUACAAUGGGAAAGAUUUGGCCUUUUAAAUGUCUUCCAAAACAAGUUACUGAUUCCACUGUUGUAUAUUUUGUUUAUUAUUUCUGAUUUCCUUAAAUUUGCAGUAUUUAAAUAAACCUGUGACAUUUGACUGUU